Molecule: messenger RNA, 495 nt
Organism: Volvox carteri f. nagariensis
Lineage: Eukaryota; Viridiplantae; Chlorophyta; Chlorophyceae; Chlamydomonadales; Volvocaceae
Exons: 4
Coding region: 1-495 (164 amino acids)
Source: RefSeq, a predicted model, not a curated record
AUGAGGGCCCCUACUGCUCUGGACCCGCGGAUGGAAUCUGCCUGGCCACUGUGGAAUGGCAUCCGUGUGCAUAUUCAAUGCUCAGGAGAGGUGGAACAGCCGACGGAGCUCCUUGUGGACAUAAGCCAGGCUGUAUGUCUCAUUUUCCAGAUCACCACCCUGAACAUACCAGUGGAGGCGCGGGCUCCAGGUGCCAGCCUUGCCAGCCGCCCCAGCAUGCACAGUGUUGCCAUGCAGGAAAAUGAUCUGGCCAGGCUGUCCCCGCAUCCUCAUGACUGGGUGACUCGGGAGCUCGAUGUCCUGCUCCAAUGGCACGAUUGCAACAAACGACAUCCCUCUGCCAGGCUGCAUGUCCACGUGCAGCGUCUGCCGACGAAUGGGGGCUGUGCCGCCAGGGUUGUUGCCAAGGAUCACACCAGGCUUGACCAGGGCGCCAAGCGGCCUGACCAUUGUCAGCAGAUUAUUGGAGCAUGGAUUCCGCUGUCUUUUAUCUAG